CUGUCAUAUGGUCAUGUUACAAUGUACCCCACCUAUAGGGCAUAUUGUCACAUUUCACUUCCAGACACAAACUGAGAAAGUCAAAAAGUGUUACUUCGUGCCCCGCUCUCCCCUACUGCUCAUGACAAGUUUGGACUUCAGCAGCAGUUGAUCAGGGCCAUGGAGCCGUGUGACGGGUCGAGCUGCACAUCAACCACUGAUGACAGCAAAACAAACCUGAUCAUCACCUACCUCCCGCCGAACAUAUCGUAUUACGACCUGAAGAGUCUGUUCGGCCGCAUCGGAGCGAUCGAGUCCUGCAAAAUCGUGCGGGACAAAAUCUCAGGUCAGAGUAUGGGUUACGGGUUUGUGAACUAUGUGGAGCCCCAAGACGCAGAAAAAGCCAUCAACCUUUUAAAUGGACUCAGAGUAUAUUCAAAAACUAUCAAGGUAAGAUUGUCCAUCUGUCUGUCUGUCCGUCUGUCUCACACAUCUGCCCUUCACAGUGAGUUUGUUUGUGUUUUCCAGGUGUCGUUUGCUCGCCCCAGCUCCGCCUCUAUCCAUAACGCUAACCUGUAUGUCAGUGGCCUCCCGAAAACCAUGACCCAGAUGGAGCUGGACCAGCUCUUCUCUCCGUACGGCCGCAUCAUCACCUCCAGGAUCCUGGUGGAUCGGAUCACAGGCGUGUCCAAGGGUGUGGCCUUCAUCAAUUUCGACCUGCACACAGAGGCUGAGGAGGCCAUUAAAGGGCUGAAUGCACAGAAGCCGCCGGGCUGCACUGAGCCAAUCACAGUAAGGCUCUCCGGAAGUUCCAGCUGGUGUAUUUUUGUAUAUAAUCUUGAUUCGAAUGCAGACAAGCGCAUCCUCUGGCAGCUCUUUGAGCCUUUUGGUGCUGUGAUUGGCGUGAAGCUCAUACGAGACUCUUGGUCAAAGAAGUGUAAAGGCUUCGGCUUUGUAACCAUGAGGAACUAUGAGGAGGCGCUUGUCGCCAUCGCCAGUCUAAAUGGCUACCGGCUCGGCAAACGAGUCUUACAAGUCUCCUUCAAGAAGUGAAGAUUGAUGACAAGAUGACAGGAGAUAGUUAAUGUGUUCAUUUUGUUGAAUAAAGUUGAAUAACAGCCACUGUAACUUGAAUGUUUUUUUUUUGUUUUUUUUUUGACUCUUUUGUUUUAGAUUUCUACAUUUUCUGGUGUAAGUGCUUUAAAAUUCAUUUAUAGCUUAUGUUUCUUUAACAUUGAUUUGUGAGAGUUUCUUUUUUUUUUUUUUUUUGAGUUUAUUUCUUGGUUGCAGAAUCAGAAUGUGCACACCUGGCAAAUAAAGCACAAACACACAAGGAAUUUGUUGUGGUUUUCUACAGGAGCUCUUGGUACAUACAUAUGAUAUGAGAACAGAAAUAAAUAAAUAAAUAAUUUAAAUAGGUAAAACUAAGAAAAUACUAAUAAAUAAGUAAAAUAAAAUACACACACAAGUAAUUUUUACUCUCUCUCAAGUACUAAGGGUGAAUACUAAAAACGGGUAAUUGCUAUGUUAGCUGUUUAAGCUGGAAAUAGCAUGGGGGAAAAAACUGUUCUUAUUCCUAGAUGUUCUAGUGCACAGAGAUCCUGAGGGCAGAAGUGCAAACAGGUUGUGUCCAGGGUGAGAGGGGUCUGUGAUGAUGUUACCUGCCCAUUUCUUCACUCUGGUGUUGCACAACGAUUAUCCUUUCAGCUGACCCAACUGUCCGUUGCAGUAUUCUUAUAUCUGAUUUACUAGCUGACCCAAACCAAACAGUUAUAAUAUUACUUAAUGUAAAUUGUUUACUUAUUGUAAAUACUACAAAAGUUGACCACUGUGCUGUACAGAGAAAAGAAUAAAAUAAAAGACACAGUAAUAAUAAAAAGACAUCACUAAAUUCAAGAAACUAAGGCCUGGUUUCACAGACAGGGCUUGGCCUAAGCGAGGGUUAGGCCUUAGUUCAAUUAAGGUAUUUAAGUAACUUUUAUAAACAUUCACCAGAAAAAAAAAAAAAACGUGUACUGGUGAGCAUCUUGAGACAAAUCAAUGACACUGAUAUAUUUUAAGAUAUGUCAGUGCAAGUUACUUUCAGUUAAAACAUCUCAAACAUGCAUUUUAGUCUUAAGCUUUGUCAGUGAAACCAGGGGCAAGAGUUAUAAUGAAUGAAAUGCAAGGGUAA
Messenger RNA from Ctenopharyngodon idella (grass carp), 2152 nucleotides. RefSeq names its product ELAV-like protein 2. Gene Ontology annotation, molecular function: RNA binding. The record is from RefSeq and is a predicted model, not a curated record. The transcript is spliced from 4 exons. Gene Ontology annotation, cellular component: ribonucleoprotein complex. Bases 160 to 1032 code for a protein of 290 amino acids. Lineage: Eukaryota; Metazoa; Chordata; Actinopteri; Cypriniformes; Xenocyprididae.